AUCACGUGUGCCGGUGGGCAUCUUCUUGUCUGAAGCGGACGGACUCAAAUACUCUGAAGCGUUUUGUAGCAUAAAUUGUGUGUUUACGCCAGCGUGCCUUUGUGUCUGCGGUCAGGCAGUUCAUUAUUUAUUCAAUAUGCAAAUAUUCGCCCAGUGUCUAUAUUUUUCCUCUUCCUGCGCUGACGUCCUCCUCCGCAGCAUGUAACGGACCAGAAAGUGAAACCAUCAUGGCUCACUGCGAAGGCUUUGUAGUAGGUAGCAUCAAAACGUACGGCCGCGGCUCUUCCGACCGUCCCCGGCGAAGAGAAGGCAACGCGGACUAGUGCAGUUGCCAGGGAAGGAAAGCGCGAACAAGGGGGCAGAGAUGCCAGCGCGCGGCUGCCACACGGACUGCGUGGAGCGGCCCCUGUCGCGGGCGCUGCGGGCCCUCGGCGCCUUGGUGGGCGCCCACCCGUGGCCCUUCCUGCUGCUGCCCUUGGCGCUCUCGGCCGCGCUGGGCGCCGGCUUCGUCUUUCUGAAAGGUCUCGAGGCCAACGAUAUCGAAGGCCAGUUCACGCCGCGAGGGGGCCCGGCCAAGAGCGAGCGCCGCUUCGUCCAGGAGCAUUUCCCGACCAACGACGGCGAGCACUUCUCCGCCCAGAGGCUGACGGGCGAGGGCACCUUCGUCUCCUUCCUGGCCGUGGCCGCCCCCGGAGACUCGCUCCUCACCGCGCAGGCUUUCGCCGAGCUGCAGAAGCUGGACGCGGCGGUGCGGGGGCUGCAGGCGGGCGGGCUCUCCUUCGCCCAGCUCUGCGCCCGCAGCAGCAAAAAGUGUCUCAGCCCCAACCCGCUCCUCAGCAUCGCGCAGAGCUCCCCGGGGGGCAUCGAGGCGAUGCUGCCCCGCCUCACCUUCCCGCUCUUCCAGGGCCGGGUUUUCCUGGCCCCUUUCCUGGGGGGCGUCAAGCUGCGCCCGGGAGAUGAGCAGGCGCGCCCCGUCGAGGCCGCCAAAGCGCUGCGCCUUGUCUAUUAUUUGCAGGAGGACGACGCUGGGCUGCGGGAGAAAAGCAAUCGCUGGGUGGAGACUUUCCUGGAGCGCAUCCCGGACCUGCUGGCCUCCUUGAACCUCAGCUCCUUUCGGGUGGCUUAUUUUACUUCACUGUCCAGACAAGAAGAGUUUGAAAAAAAUACCAAAGAAGUUGUCCCUCUGUUUUCCAUCACAUAUUUUUUAACAAUAUUCUUUUCAAUUAUGUCAUGUUCAAGGCUAGACUGUGUACGGACAAAAGUGUGGGUUGCAGCAUUUGGAGUGCUGUCGGCGGGCCUAUCCGUGCUUAGCAGUUUUGGAUUAUUGUUUUUUUGUGGGGUGCCAUUUGUUGUCACAGCUGCAAAUGCCCCAUUUCUUAUACUUGGAGUUGGUGUUGAUGACAUGUUCAUCAUGGUGUCCUGCUGGCAGCAGACUAAAGUGAAGGACAAAAUUGAAGUUCGGAUGGCUGACACUUACGCAGAGGCAGCUGUGUCUGUUACCAUCACAACUCUGACCGAUGUUUUGGCAUUCUACAUUGGGAUGGCAACUUCCUUCCCAUCAGUACAAUCAUUUUGCAUCUAUACAGGAACCGCCCUCGUCUUCUGCUACCUCUAUAACCUGACAUUCUUUGGAGCUGUUCUAGCUCUAAAUGGUAAAAGAGAAGAAAGCAACAGACAUUGGCUCACAUUUAUGAAGGUGGAAGAUGAGAUUCAGUCUUCUUGCAGCCACACUUAUAAUAUCUGCUGUGUCGGAGGAUCUUUUGAUGCAUCCACUGGAGCAGAGACUGAACAUCCCAUGAAUGGGUUCUUUAGAAAACAUUAUGGUCCUUUCCUUAUGCACACUGGCACAAAGGUGUUUGUGGUAGUCCUGUACCUCUUGUACCUGGGUAGUAGUAUUUAUGGGUGCACACGGCUUAAAGAAGGUAUCGAUCUUCGAAAUCUAGCUAGAGAUGGUUCUUAUGUCAUUCAGUAUUAUGACUGGGAAGAUGAAUAUUUUUCUGAGUAUGGGCCAAGGAUUAUGGUGGUGGUUACAGAAAGCAUACCAUAUUGGAAUUCCUCUCUUCGGGCAGACCUUGAGGAGUGCAUAGAGUUGCUAGAAAACUCCUCCUAUGUGGACAAGAAAUUUUCAGACUCAUGGUUGAAAACGUAUGAAACUAUAGCUAAAAACAUGUCCCUAAACAUAGAUGACUUUAAUGUGUUCAUUGAUAACUUACCUGUCCUGUUUCGAGUAAAUCCAGAGUCUCGGUGGGAUGUUAAUGUAUCAGCUUCGCGUUUUUAUGUACAGACAGUCAAUGUCACUACUGCAGUUGACGAGAGUAAUCUUUUAAACCAGCUGAGAGGCCUGGCUGAAGACUGCAAGAUCCCACUUAUAGUUUAUCAUCCAGCUUUUAUAUACUUUGAUCAGUAUCUUGUGAUAGUUCAGAACACCAUUCAAAACGUUGCAAUUGCUUCUGGAGCCAUGUUACUUAUUUCCUUGCUGCUCAUUCCCAGUCCUCUGUGCUCUCUAUGGGUAACCUUUGCUAUCGCCUCUGUUAUUGUCGGAGUAACUGGUUUUAUGGUCUACUGGGAUGUUAAUCUUGACUCCAUAUCCAUGAUCAAUCUUGUUAUUUGCAUAGGGUUCUCGGUAGAUUUCUCCGCUCAUAUCUCUUAUGCUUUUGUGGCCAGUGAGAAGCCCAAAGUGAAUGAGAGGGCAAUAGAUGCUCUAUACCGACUUGGUUACCCUGUUGUACAAGGAGCAGUUUCUACCAUCUUAGGGGUGCUAGUUCUGGCUGGGGCAACCGCUUACAUCUUCAGAACCUUUUUUAAGAUAAUGUUCCUAGUUAUCUUGUUUGGGGCUGCUCAUGGUCUCAUUUUUAUUCCUGUGUUUUUAACCUUCUUUGGCUGUUGUAGUCAAUCGCCAAAUACUCAGUCUCAAAACUAUGCGCAGUGUUAUGAAAACUCAGCCCUUGCGGGAAGAAGCAGUAUGAAACUGACUCCGAUAAAUACAGUAAAACCUCAAGUCUCUCAGUUUGCAGCUGAUCACGAUGAUUGCCCAUAAAGUCUACCUUAUGUUCAGUCCUACCUUACAUGCCAUAAUCACAUUAAUUUUAAUUAGUUCUGAAAGGUAAAAGUGCCUUGAGAUGUAGGAUGCCUCUUUCUAAUUUACUGUCUGAGGUUUAUUAGAAGACUCCCUAAAGGCAUGUGUUCUUGUUCUGUUACACAUUUUAUGCUUUUCUUCAUGGUGCAGUUCACUGAGCACUUAAGUAGGAUGGGGUGCAGGUUGUUCAGAUGCCUAUUUAAAACUAUUCUGUUUUAACAAAAUGCUCUGCGAAUAGCCUUCUAACCUUACCUGAAGCACCACACUAUUACAGAAAGUGGCAGUACCUUUUUCUGCUUUUAGAGAUGGGAUGACAUUUUUUUAGGGAGGGGUAAAAAAAAUGGGGGGAGGGCAGGGAUUUUAACCCUGCUGGGGGAAAACUUCCAUUGCAAUUUAUUCCAAACCAACCCAAGAUCUAUAUCUGGGCUGAUCCUUGAAAUAGAUUGCAAUGACUUGUCUGCCCUUCCUUACCAGUCCUUCUCCUUUUACAAUGUUCAAAAGGAAAAAGCUUACCAUGGUGAUGGCAGGGGCAAAGUCCUUGAGCCAGUCUCACUAGGCAGGAAGAUCUCUCUCUUCUGAUCCAUGCUCAUCUGCUGAAGUAGAAACGAAGCUUCUGAGCAUACUUAAACAUACCAGUUUUCCACUUGAGCAUCCAGGCAGGAGCACAACAGAGACCUGCUCUUUCUUUCCCUCUCUUUUUUAUAUACAUAUACUCCCCAAGAUAAGAGUUUUGCACUUUUUAAACUUUGGCAUGGGAUGGGGAUGAUAAUUGGGAGCAGGGGUUGCAAGCUCACAAAAGCCCUAGAAUUUUUGUAAUUACUUAAAAAGAUUACUUCCAUCCCCACCCAAAAGAACCCUGAUGUUUGUCAAGGUGGACUUGUAGACAUUCAUCAUCCAUCUCUAACUAGCUUUGACCAACACUCUAAAUAGAAAAUGUCCUGUAUCAGAUUUCAACAAAUAGGACACAAGCUUUCUUUAAAAUAAAUAUUCUAAGAUUGACUUCAACAGAAGAGUAAUGUAUAAGAUGAAACAUAAUAGCUGCUGCAACUAACCAAAUUUAGCAAGCCUUAAUCUCAUUCUGGUAUUCCAGGGAGACUAGUACACCUGUAUAUCAGGGGAGAUUCUGCUAACUAUUUAGGUUGUAAAGCAGCAGGCACUCCCCAUCUGGUUUAAAUUGCACUGUUACAACUUCAGGGGUUUCUUAUAUGGAGCCAGCUGCUGUGAAUGCAAAUAUGUCAUGGCCCUUGUUUCUGAUAUUCCUUAGUCUGAGGAUGCAAUCCUAUAUAUGCUUAUGAAUAAGCCCCAUUGAAGUCAGUGUUAGUUCACUAAAUAAAUAAGUUUGUUUGGGUUAAACAUGAGUAGGAUUGGGCUAAAAAGCAGAUGGGAAUGCGAUGGAAGAAGCUUUAAUCACUGGGCAUCUUCAAGCUUGCCUAUUAAAUUUUGUGAGAAAUGGCCUUAUCUUUUCCGAAAGUGCCUUUGAAAUAAUUUUGAUGGAGGCAUUUAUAUGUAUUGCUGUUUUCUAAGAAAAUCCAAGCAAUACAGAUAUGCAGUGAUUCCCUGGUAGCAUACUUUUUAGCCUCUACGGUUGAAAUAAGCCAAAUAUUUUGUGAUGUUAGCCCUGCAAGUGAUACGGAAUUGUAAUUUUGCCUUAUGCUAGCCUUUCUGAGAGCUGUGCAAAAUAUUAUUUUGGUCUGGAACCCUAUUUGUGUAAAAUAAUUUAGAAAGAUAUUACAAAAUCAGUGUUUUCUGAUGAAGACAGCUGUUCUGAAUGGGAGAUUGUUUUUAUACAGUAUUUUCAACUAAGUAUAAAUGUGAACGUAAUCAAAUUGAAUAUUUUGAGCAUUAUGUAUUCCCUGAAGUGACUGAAAUAAUUAAACCUCAAGUUUAUUGAAAUGAAAUCUAUAGAGCUGUGUCCUAAGAAAGUGAGUCAUCACUAAAGCCCUAUUCAGACUUUAUUUUCAGUACACAUAUGGGACACUUCCUAUCUGUACCUGCAUUUGAGAAGGGCCUGUACCCAGGUUCACUUUUAAAAUGAAUGCAUGUACAGUCACACACACACACACCUGUACACACAUUCAGCAAAGGGCUUAAACUCCAUUGAAUAAUGGGACUUCUUAGUCAUGACUAACUUGACUCGCUUAUUUCAAUUGUGCUUCGUCAUCUCUUUCUUAGGAUACCACCUCAGUUACCCAAAUUAACAGCCUUGUGAUUUCUGAGAAAUGAUGCCUUUCCGGUACUGUAAUGCUGCUAUUAGCAAAAACUAUUCAAGAAAUGGUUAAUUUUAAGUUGACACAAAGAGACCAUUCUCAUGAUUGAGUGAGAGGGCUUGAGGGCAGGCAGCAGGAGCUCGCCUUCCCCGCAGACGAGCAGUGUGAAGUUGCUGGGUGCAUGGAUCGUGUGCCCAGAUAGUCCAUGGCUACUACAGGUAGUGCAGGGGUCAGGAUGCAUCGUCCCAGCCCCCGGAAACCCCACAAUGCAUCACGCAUUGUGAUGAUCCCCCCACCCCCCAGCAAAGGGUGGGUGCCAGUCAGUGUUUCAGCACUGGCUGAAAGCAGCAGGUGCUGACAGACAAUCAGUUCAAUGGGGCUGAGGGAGCACUUGCUCCCUUGACCUCACUUAAGAGGCAGACUCCUUAGGCAGGUUUGCACCUGGGAGACAGUUGGCUCCCGGCGGUUCCCACGGGCAGCCAAGCCUGGGCUUAGCUGCCCUAGCCCAGUCUUGGCUGCUCGUGAGAAUAGCCUCAAGGUCUAGUUGUUAGAUGAGGUUAAGGCACUUUGACACUUUAAUAGUCUGAGUUAGAGAAACAGCAACUUAUUUUUGUUAACAUCUAUGUAGUGGCAAGCAACUCCAAACAUUGCUUUGGUACAAACCAGCAGGAAUUGGAAGCAAUUUUAAAUUAACUCUAGCUUUAGUAAUCCUUAAGAGUUGCUCUGAAUGACUGCUUAAUUUCAUUAGAACUCUUGAGUAAUUUAGCCAGUAUGUCAGCCACUGUUACUGUGUAGCUAAGUAAUUUUGAUGGCUGUAUUGAAAGUCUUAAAGUGGGGGUGGGCUGCAAUCCAGAUUUGAAAAUAUAUUUUCAAAUAUAAGAUCAUGCAACAGCCCCGCCUCAAGGGUCGGGGAGGGGGCGUUGCAGUUAUCUAUCGAGAGAUCCUUCCCAUUUCCAGGGGCCCAGUCAGGCGGUCUCAGAAUUUUGAGUGUUUGUCCUUGAGGGUGGGCCUCCGAGAUAGGCUGAGGAUUCUGCUGGUGUACCGACCACCUCGCUGCACUUCAGUCUCCCUACCGGAGCUGUCGGGGGUGGUCUCGGAGGUGGCCUUGGGUUCCCCCAAGCUUAUUGUUAUUGAGGAUUUCAAUGUCCAUGCUGAGGCCCCCCUAGUGGGUGCGGCUCAGGAUUUCAAGGCCUCCAUGGCAACCAUGGGCCUGUCUCAGUUGGUAUCAGGCCCUACCCACAUGGCAGGACAUACUAUGGAUCUGGUUUUUGCCGACCGGGAAAUAAAUGAUCUGGAGGUGGAGGAAUUUGAGACAACUCCCUUGUCAUGGACAGAUCAACAUCUGGUGGAGUUUAGUUUGACUGCUCUGUCUGCCCUCUGCAGGGGCGAUGUACUGAUUAGAAUGGUCCACCCCCAGAGGCUUAUGGAUCCGUUUGGAUUCCAGACGGCCCCCGGGGAGUUUCCAGUGUUCAGAGCUGGUGACCCUGUCGAGGCCCUGGUUGAUCUCUGAAAUGAAGAGAUGGCCUAGGCUGUUGACAUGGUUGCUCCUAAACACCCUCUCCGGCUUGGUGGAGCCCGAUCUGCUCCUUGGUUUUUCUUGGAGAUUAGGGCGAUGAAACAACUUGGGCGACGGCUGGAACAACGCUGGAGGAAGAGUUGUGAUGAAUAUGACCAAAUACUGGCUAGAGCCCAUUUUAGGGACUACUCUGUGGUGGUGGGGGCAGCGCCCCCACCGCCUCCAUUGCCUCUGCUCCGCCUUUUUCUCCGCCUCCAUUGCAUCUGCUCAGUGCAGACCGGCAGAGCUGUUCCGUGUAGCAAAUAUAUUGCUGCACACAUCCCCCUAGGUAAUGGGGGAGGAAUUAUCUACAAGCCCACUGUGAUCAGUUUGUGUGUCACUUUGCGGAUAAAGUCGCUCGCAUCCAUGCCGAUUUGAACUCCAGAGUUUUGGCAGUUCUGGCAGACGUGCCUCUGGUACCAUCUGGUACCAUUGUGUUGGAUUAUUUUCAGUUGGUGAGGCCUGAGGAUGUGGACAAGAUCCUGGGCAGUGUGCGGGCGACAUCGUGUGCUCUUGACCCUUGCCCUUCAUGGCUAAUAAAAGCUGCCAGGGAGGGUACAGGUAGAUGGUUGGAGGCGAUUAUUAAUGCCUCAUUAAGGGAGAGCAGGAUGCCAUUGUGCCUCAAGGAGGCGAUGGUAAGACCAUUAUUUUAAAAAGCCCUCACUUGAUCCCUCCAACCUGGACAACUAUAGACCGGUCUCUAACUUGCCCUUUUUGGGCAAGGUGAUAGAGCGUGUGGUGGCGUCCCAGCUGCAGAGGGUCUUGGAUGAUACGGAUUAUCUGGACCCUUUUCAGUCUGGCUUCCGCCCCAGAUAUGGGACUGAGACUGCCUUGGUUGCUCUAGUGGAUGACCUAUGCCGGGAACUAGACAGGGGAAUGUGUCCCUGUUGGUUCUGGUAGACCUCUCGGUGCAGGGGCGUAACAAGGCUGGAGUGGGCCCAGAGACAAAAUUUUAAAAUUGGCCCCUCACAGAUGCGUGCACACACUCCACAAUAUAUAGUCAUGUGACUUGCCUCAUGUGACUUGCCUCUGGGGGGCCCCUCGAGGCCUGGGGGCCCCCAGGCAGCCGCCUCCCCUUGCCUAAAGGUAGUUACGCCCCUGUCUCGGUGGCAUUGGAUACCAUCGACCAUGGUAUCCUUCUGGGCCGCCUCUCGACUAUGGGAAUCGGAGGUACUGUGUUGCAGUGGUUCCAGUCCUUUCUUGGGGUGAGAGUCCGGAAGGUGGUGCUGGGGGACUACUGCUUGGCUCCGGGGCCACUGGCCUGUGGGGUCCUGCAGGGUUCAAUCAUCCCCCAUGCUGUUUAACAUCUAUGUGAAACCGCUGGGAGAGGUCAUCCGGGGACGUGGACUGAGUUGUCAGUAAUAUGCAGAUGACACUCAACUCUAUCUCUCCUUGUCACCUGACCCUAGGGAGGCGGUGGAUGUCCUGAAUCGGGGGCUGGAGGCCGUGAUGGGCUGGAUGUGGGCUAAUAAACUGAAAUUGAAUCCAGACAAGACGGAGGUACUGUUGGUCAGCAGGAGAGCCAAUCGGGAUGAGGAGAUUUUACCAGUUCUGGAUGGGGUUGCACUCCCCUUGAAGGAGCAAGUACGCAGCUUGGGGGUACUACUGCACCCAGCUCUGCUUUUGGAAGCUCAGGUGGAGGCGGUGGCCAGGGGUGCCUUUGCACGGCUUCGGCACCAGCUGCGUCCCUUUCUCGAGAAGGCAGAUCUGGCCACAGUUACCCAUGCCUUAGUCACAUAACAGCUGGAUUACCGUAGUACUCUACGUGGGGCUGCCCUUGAAAAAUAUCCGGAAACUACAGCUAGUGCAGAAUGCGACAGCUAGGGUUUUAUCUGGAGCUGUCCGGUAGGAGCACAUCACACCCAUUCUGAAAGAGCUGCACUGGCUGCCAGAUUGUUUCCGGGUCCAAUUCAAGGUGCUGGUUUUGACCUUUAAAGCCCUUAACAGUUUGGGCCCGGGAUACUUGAGGGACUGCCUGCUCCCAAGGGUUGCUGCCCGCUUGACAAGGUCAUCUGAGGGGGCUCUGCUCCGGGUGCCGACAAUGAGAGAGGCUUGGUUGUCGUGCACUCAGGACAGGGCCUUCUCUGUUGCUGCCCCCAGACUCUGGAAUGAUCUCCUGGUGGGUAUCUGCUCCUCAGUCUCCAUCACAGUUUUUAGAAAGCAUGUCAAAUUGUGACUUUUUACCCAGGCUUUUAUAUUAUUGUCUCUGCUGUCUAUCUAAUGGGGAUUCGAACUCGGCCCUCCACAGUUCUAGUCCAACACUCAAACCGCUACACUAUGCUCAUGAAAGUGGGGAGGGGUGUUACUUGUUUUGUAGGACCUUCAGUGAUUAUGACAUGAACUGAUAGUUGCUGUCAUUCAUUCUUAUUUAUUUCAUUUAUUUAUUGUUAGAUUUGUAUAACGCCUUUCAUUAAAACAAUCCCAAGGCGGUUUACACAAAAAUUAAAAACAAGACUUUGGUAAUCUAUGACAUUGGUACCGUUGGCACUUAAAAAGGUGUAGAAGCCACACAGGUUUUUGCAGUUAGUAACGUGAAGACUGAAGAGACCAAAUCCAAAGGCCAGAUUCAGGAGGGAAACCCCAUGCUUAUUCAACACUUCAUCUAAGGAGGUCCAGAGGAGAUACCACAAAUCCUCUUACAAGAAUUGCUUGGGUUGAAAACAACUGUAUCAAGGAUUGAAUUGAGGAGUCAGAUCUUCCCACCCUAGCUCUGGUCUGGACUUUCAGAUUUUGCAAGACCUUUUACAGGCCUUCUUUCAAUCACCAUCCCUAAGGGGCAUUCUAUGCAUGCUUAGAAAGCUGGGACAUUCUUUUCCCCCCUUGUUGGUUGCACAAUAAUACUUUUCCAGUACACUGGACUUCCUGAGAUCCAGCACACACACACACCUGUUUCUGCAUUGGACACCCCUUAAUAUAUCUUUAUAUUUCAAUUUUUUUAAUGCUCAUACAUAAUACAUUUCUUCCAAGCUGUGAAAGCCAGAUCUUGUAGCAGUGAGUUCCACAAGUUAAUGAAGGUUUGCAUGGGAGAAGCCCUUCUUUGGUAUUUCUGAAUCAGUUUUAUUCUAAGUUCCAAUAUGAGCAGGAUAGAAAUGUAAAAACAAACAAACACAAAAACACAACCCACCAACAUGGUUGAACUGUUGGGGGCCAGAAAGGCCUAUCUAUAGCAAAUCCCCUAGAGAUCUCCCAGUAGAUCCCAGUUUGCCUGCCUCUUCUCUCUAAACUGUAUUUAUUAAUUUGCAAUAGACAGUCCUGCAAUGGCUUCAAAAAUGAACUGACCACAACGUUUGUGGUUAAGGCUGCUUAAUGACAUGAAUGCUUGCAGGUUUAGUGAUCUGAUGCAAUUCUACUCAGGACUGGAGGAAAUACACAGCCCAGAGAGAGGGGCCUGGGGGGGGGGAUGUGAUGAGAUUGCAUUCUACACACCUUUACCUGGGAGUAAGACCAUUGGAGUUAAUAGGGCUUGCUUUUGAGUAAACCUACCUUGGGCUGUAAGGAAAAAUGACUGCCGUGGUCUUAUUCAUUUAUAAAGACACACCCCUCUCCAUCAUGCAUUAUCAAUCAAACUUCCUAACAGAGCUCCUGUUACUAACCACGCAAAUAGCCGUCAUGCAUGCACAAAGGCCAGAAGAGCGCAAUUUUUUAGUCCAAAAUGGCACUCGGAACAGUCAGAACAUUCUGACUCGAGAUGGGGUCAUUCUAUUCCAUACUCAGAACAGGCCCUUCAUUCAAAGGGCAUUCUGUUCCGAGGUCGGAACAUUCAGGGACACUCCGAGGUUGGCCCUUUUUGAGGCAGAACAUUCCGACUCAGCAAUGUUCUGCCCAUCCCUACAAUCCAGUAAUCAUCUUACCGAUGGCAGAGAUCAUACCUUUUUCCUCACUUCUACAGUCCCAGAGUUACUGGUUAUCCUGGUAGAUAAGGUCUGCUCUCUGCAGCUACUUCUUCUCUGGCUGAUUGUUGUGCCUAAAUUGGUCCUUAUUUAAUAGGGUGGGUUUGAAUGUCAUCAUAACCAAUCUCAGCAUAUCCUAACCUAGAAAGGAAGAAGGCACUCGCACAUGGAUGGGAGCAGGGAGUGCACUCUCCCAGGGCUGAGGAAGAUUGCAUGGAGCUCAACUGCAACCAAGGUUCGGUGCAAUGUCUGAACCCACCCUUUGUGUGCACAUCUCCUGCCACUCUGUGCCAUUCCAUCCUCCCAUGUGGGAUUUAAAUCACAUAGGCUUUAUAGAAAGAGAUAGGUGUAGUUGGUGCAGAUGGAUGGGUCUGACUCCGUAUAAGGCAGUUUCCUAUGUUCCUAUGAAGGUGCAUGCAUGUGGCUCGACACGCGUAUGGCUCAACACGCAUGUGAUGGGAUCUGUGCUGUCGGUGACUGACCAGGAGAGGGGAUCUUGGGGUCAUGGUGAACAGCUCAUUGAAAGUGUCAACUCAGCUGUGAAAAAAGCCAAUUCCAUGCUAGUGAUCAUUAGGAAGGGGAUUGAAAAUAAAACUGCUAAUAUUAUAACGCCCUUAUACAAAACUAUGUUGCAGCCGCACCUGGAGUACUGUGUACAAUUCUGGUCACCACAUCUAAAAAAGGACAUUGUAGAACUGGAAAAGAUGCAGAAGAGGGCAACCAAGAUGAUCAGGGGCCUAGAGCACCUUUCUUAUGAGGCAAGGCUACAACACCUGGGGCUAUUUAGUUUAGAAAAAAAGAUGACUGCAGGAAACAUGAUAGAGGUCUAUAAAAUCAUGCAUGGUGUGGAGAAAGAAAUUGUUUGUUUGCUAUUUCUCUGUGUAAACCGCCCUGAGUGAUUUUUGGAAGGGCGGUAUAGAAAUUGAAUAAAUCAUCAUCAUCAUCAUCAUCUCGUGGGCCACUGUGUGAAACAGGAUGCUGGACUAGAUGGGCCUUGGGCCUGAUCCAGCAGGGCUGUUCUUAUGGCAUGUGCAUGCAUGCAUUGAUGAAGAGUGUGAUAUGUAAGGAUAGAUAGGCUCAUGGGUGAAUGAAAGGUAUAAUCGUGUCUGCUUCGGCAGUGAUCUUUGGUAUUUAGCUCUUGAGCCCUUUGGGGACAAUGAACAAUUUUCUCAUUCUUUUUGCUAUGUAAACAAAUUUGAAAACAUCUCCUUCUUCAAAGGACUGGGAUGCUACAAAUGUAUCUGCAUCUUCAUCUGUACAAUGUUGGAGGGUAUUAACCAAAUAUUACUGGUUUUAAUUUUGUUUUAAUCUUGAGGUCAUAUUGAAGUAAUAAUCUUAUAUAUUGCAUUUGGGAUUAUGUGUAGGCUUACUCGUCCUGUAAAAUUUAAGAUUCACCUCACUUGUAUUGUUUGCACUACUAAGCAAACAAGUAUGCUUGUACUUGACUUGUACAAGUAAAAAAAUAUAUAUAUACAGGUUGGAGUUUUACAGGUCUCUUCUACUUUGCAUGGGUUUGGGAUGUUCUCUGAUGGAUUCUCCUGAUUUGUGGUUUGGCUCACGUCCAUGAAUGUUAUUCUUUGCAUGAUCUUUGAGCUCUCUGUCAUGCAUUCAUUAAUCAUCCUCUGGGCUAGAAACUUUUGACAGGAGUGUUUCCCAUCUAUAAAAUGAGUCAUUGCCUUCCAGAAUGCCUACAUACUAAAUUCUUAAUAUUUUGCAUAUACAUAUGUUUGUAUACAUAAACUGAAGCUAUGAGCAACUAGUUGGGUUAUGAAUUCUUAGUUCUUGUUUUGUACUUGCAACACAGCAGGAGUUUGGAUUGUGUAAGGAUGAUCUGUGUGGGGUGAUGUUAUGCAUGGAUUUAGUGCUUGUAUUGGUGGCAGAUUAAGUUUUCAAGCUGAAAAUGAUCCACUUGACGUGUCUGUUUGUCAUUUGUUUUCAAGGUGACGGUUUACUGUAAAUUAAAAGACACAUAUUAUUCUC
This is a messenger RNA of Hemicordylus capensis (graceful crag lizard), 12708 nucleotides long. Its product is annotated as patched domain-containing protein 3-like. Gene Ontology annotation, cellular component: membrane. The record is from RefSeq and is a predicted model, not a curated record. NCBI's taxonomy places the organism in Eukaryota, Metazoa, Chordata, Lepidosauria, Squamata, Cordylidae. The transcript has 4 exons. Bases 365 to 3037 code for a protein of 890 amino acids.